AUAGAUUUUUCCUCUUGAGAUUCCCCACCUGUUUACUAUUUACUAACAUCUUUUUUGUUUAGGUUAUGGGACAUACUUAUAAUUGCAGAGUUGUAGUCUGUGUCUGCUAAUUCAACAUCUGAAUUAGCCAGGAUGUCUCUUGGGUGAUUUUUCUCUUGACAGUAGGUCACAUUUUCCUGUUUCUUUGCAUGUCCGUUUUUUAUUGCAUGCUAACAUUGUGAACAACACAUUGCAGCGACUCUGGAUUUGGUUAUCUUUCUCUGAGGAGUGUUGAUUCUGUUCUGGCAGUCAGUUACAUUACUGACAGAUGACCUCAAACUUCUGGAGGCUUGGUUUUAUGCCUUGUUGGGAGAGAUCUCUAGAGCGACCCUUCUGGGAUGUUAGCAGGAAGCCCGAGGUGUUUAUUAAGCCCCUCAAACUGGGCUAAACCCAGGCUCCAAACUUUGUCUCCCCUGCAUUUGGAGCUGAAAUCCCUGCUAAGCUCUUUCAUCCUCCUAGACCCACACACAAGCGCAAGUCGGGUCAACCAAGAAGCAGUUUACACGGUAAACUGAGUUUGCACAGAAGAAUGUGCAGCCCCCCAAGGUUCCUACUUUGGGGAUUCCCCCUUUCAUGUCCAUCUUCUCUGACAACCUAAAAGUCUGUCCUCUGAUGCUUCAGCCAGAUAAACCUGCAACUUUCUGCUUAGGUCCUUACCGCCUACAACGUAAGGUCGCGCCUUAGCAGGACAUAGAAAUCUUCCAUAUUUUUCCAGCAGUAUAGUUCUUCACUUUGUUUAUGCGAUUGAUGGGUAUUUGUGUUGCUUCCUGCCUUUUUGUUAUUACAGCAAUCAGUCGGCUAUUUUUUAUUUCUCUUGCUACAAGCUUUACAGGCCUGCGCCACCUGUUACAGUCCACAGAUGUAGUGAAACCUUCAGUUUGCAAAAAGACUAAGUCUUUGCUAGAUUUUUUGCAAACAUCCUGUCAUUUGCAUCAUAGUUGGUUCAUUCAUUGGAUCGGACUUUAUCCUGACAGCCUUUUUCCUGGAACUAGUCUUGGGGGUCAGAGCCCCAGACACGAUGAACCCGAGCCGGUUCCCUUCGGCUUCACCAUAAUUCACCUUUCCCAUGGGACUGUCGGGUCACAGUGACGCAUGCAGGGCUCCGUGUAAUGAAGCCCCCCCAGCACGUGCCAUCUGGCCCCCCAUCCAAAUUCCCCGGAGGACAUCCAGGUGGGCGUGCACACCCCUCUUCCCCAGGAGUUUAUCCAGCCAGCGGGGAGGGGUCCCCCAGAAGAAAGGGGAGACACCGGUGCAGAUCAUCUUCCCCCCACGCCACCCCCGUGGGUGAGUGCAGCCCCGCCCAUCUCUGCAGCCCCGAACAACAGCGUGAUGAGGGCGGGGCGGCCCAGGGGUGAUGGGGCCGUGGCCGUGGCCCCUCCCGAAGUCAUGCAGCCGCCACAGGGUAUCAGGAGAAUUAAAGUGAGGUAACGUGCUCAGGCCGCCCAGAACAACAGCUGGAGCACAGCAGGUGCUCAGUAAAGAUGCCACGGGGCCACGGUCCAUAAAGCAGGGGAGGGAAUCGAGUGUAAGCCGUGCCAGAGGCUUGCAGCUUUGCUAGGGAAGGGAGGAGGGCGUGGAAAUUAUACCCAGAUACCUGCAGUCAAGCGCACGCUGCACCCGACAUGAAAUCGCCCCUCUCCAACAAUGGAAGGGAGGAAAUUCAGCCCAGGGCCUGCCCUGGGGUGCCGUGAAUCUGAAACGACAGGGCAGGGGCACGCCACUCUCCACGGUUCCCCGUGUGGUCGCCGGGGUCUCCCGCACACUGUGCUGUCCCUGUUACACCGAGUAUCGGCUGAGGCACCAGUUGUCCAGGGUGUCCCUCUGGCUGCUGGUGAAAGUGUGCCAGUCCCCGGCAGGGGGACCAGCCACAGAGAGGGCUGCUGCGCCUUUAAGAAGCAAGGCGAGGUCACCGUUAAUCAUAUAACUUUAUUGUCCUCCUGGGCUAUAAAGGAAAUGUCCUCCUCAUUCCGAACAUCUUUUUUAUGGUGUCCAUAAACAGUGAAUUGCCAGUGACUGUUCCCUGCGUUAGAACAUCCUUGGUCAGUUGGGAGGUGCGAGGGCGGCUGCCGGGGUCGGGAGAGAGCAAAAGUGGAACAAGAGAGAGAGAAGAGCUCGUGCAGGCGGCGCUGGCCCAGGUGGCGGAGCAGUUCUCAAGAGCGUUCAAAAUCAACGAACUGAAAGCCGAAGUCGCGAACCACUUGGCAGUGCUGGAGAAGAGGGUCGAACUGGAAGGACUGAAAGUGGUGGAGAUCGAGAAAUGCAAGAGCGACAUCAAGAAGAUGAGGGAGGAGCUGGCGGCCAGGAGCAGCAGGACCAACUGCCCCUGUAAGUACAGCUUUUUGGAUAACAACAAGAAGUUGACACCUCGCCGAGACGUCCCCACUUACCCCAAGUACCUGCUCUCCCCCGAGACCAUCGAGGCCCUGCGGAAGCCGACCUUCGACGUCUGGCUCUGGGAGCCCAACGAGAUGCUGAGCUGCCUGGAGCACAUGUUCCACGACCUCGGCCUGGCCAGGGACUUCAGCAUCAACCCCAUCACGCUCAAGCGGUGGCUGCUCUGCGUGCACGACAACUACAGGAACAACCCGUUCCACAACUUCCGGCACUGCUUCUGCGUGGCGCAGAUGAUGUACAGCAUGGUCUGGCUCUGCCGCCUCCAGGAGAAGUUUUCCCAGAUGGACAUCUUGAUCCUGAUGACGGCGGCCAUCUGCCACGACUUGGACCAUCCAGGCUACAACAACACGUACCAGAUCAAUGCCCGCACGGAGCUGGCGGUCCGCUACAACGACAUCUCGCCGCUGGAGAACCACCACUGCGCCGUGGCCUUCCAGAUCCUCGCCCAGCCCGAGUGCAACAUCUUCUCCAACGUGCCGCCGGACGGGUUCAAGCAGAUCCGACAGGGAAUGAUCACAUUAAUCUUGGCCACCGACAUGGCGAGGCAUGCAGAAAUCAUGGAUUCUUUCAAAGAAAAAAUGGAGAAUUUUGACUACAGCAACGAGGAGCACCUGACCCUGCUGAAGAUGAUUUUGAUAAAAUGCUGCGACAUCUCUAACGAGGUCCGGCCCAUGGAAGUCGCGGAGCCGUGGGUGGACUGUUUAUUGGAAGAGUAUUUUAUGCAGAGCGACCGCGAGAAGUCGGAGGGCCUCCCGGUGGCCCCGUUCAUGGACCGGGACAAAGUGACCAAAGCGACGGCCCAGAUUGGGUUCAUCAAGUUUGUGCUGAUCCCCAUGUUCGAGACAGUGACCAAGCUCUUCCCCGCAGUCGAGGAGCUCAUGCUGCGGCCGCUGUGGGAGUCCCGGGACCACUACGAGGAGUUGAAGCGGGCCGACGACGCCAUGAAAGAGCUACAGAAACGGACGGAGAGCCUGACGUCCGGGGGCCCCGAGACGUCCAGAGAGGACAGCAGAGAUGUGAGCAGAGGCGAAGCCCGCUCCUGAGGACAGCAGAGGCCACGGCCCGCUCUCCGCGCCCGGCGCCGGCACCACGCUUCCUGGGGACCGUUUUGUUCACCGAAACACAAAGGAAUCCAUGACACUGUACAGAAUUUUUAUUUUUAAACUGGCUUUUAAAUAAUAUAUUCUUAUACA
Molecule: messenger RNA, 3626 nt
Organism: Microcebus murinus (gray mouse lemur)
Lineage: Eukaryota; Metazoa; Chordata; Mammalia; Primates; Cheirogaleidae
Source: RefSeq, a predicted model, not a curated record